AUGUCAGCAGGGUCCACCUCUGUUGACCUGUGUGAGAGCUCAGAGAUAGCAGCAGCUGUUCUCACCACACCAAGCCAAGAUGUUGCUCUCCGCAUUAAAGAGAGGGUAAAAGCCCUCCCUCUGAAACACGAGGAGAGAACCAAGGCUGCUGGAAUAAUUAAUGGGUUCAUUGACCCAUUCAUUAGCUACCUGAAGGAGUAUCCAGAGAGGCCCUACUUUAAGGAGGUGACCAAGUUGACCACGGGCAGCUACUAUGAGUUUGUGAAAAUUGAUCACCCAGAUGAGUUUGACCUGAUGCUGGCUCUGCCAGUUCCAAGAUAUGUUAAGUACACGGAGGUGGAUGACUGCAAUGGGCUCUACUACAAAGUUACUUUACUGAGGAAGCCCCGGAGCUUCCCCACACCUUUCCUGCUGGAGGAUAGGAGUACCGUGUCACCUGUGAAAGUCCUGGAGGAGUUCAGGAAACAUGUCAGUCAGUUCAUCGCAUCAUCCUACAAAGUGCCUUUCCCAGGGUGGAAAAUGAAGCUAAGCAGGAAGAAACAGAACAGCCCAGCAGCUACUGUCGUGCUGCUGGAUGACAAAGGUGGCGAAGUCAUGUCUAUAGAUCUCGUUCCUGCUUUGGAAAUCUCAACCCCCUGGCCUGAUUCAUGCGGCGUAGGGAAGGAUGUUGAAAAAUGGCUGGGGAAGAAAACCAAGCAGAGGAAUAAGUCAUUUUAUUUUGUUGCCAAGCAGCCACGUGGGCACGAUGACAAAGAGGUCUGGAGAAUUUCUUUUUCUCAUAUUGAAAAGGAGAUUUUGAAUAACCAUGGCAACACUAAAACCUGCUGUGAAUCUUAUCGUACCAAGUGCUGCAGGAAAACCUGUAUCCGGCUGCUGAAAAGCCUUUUUGGGGCCCUGAAGAAAGAUUAUCCCAGGCAACUAAGUCACCUUUGCUCUUACUAUGCAAAGACGUCCUUUCUCCACACUCUGACGCAGUGGAAAGAGGACUCGGACUGGAAACCUUCUGACGUCGCCUGCUGUUUUCUCAGAGUGCUGGAUGACUUCGUUCAGCACGUGGAAAACACCAGCCUGCCCCAUUUUUUUAUUCCAAACUGCAACCUGUUCUAUAGCUUCCCUCCAAAGGAUUUGAAAUUCCUGCUCGAGCGCUUACGAGAGCAGAAAGGGAAUGGGUUGCAAGCAUUUGCAGCCCAUGAGAAAUAGUUUCUUCCCAGCCAUGACUUUGAGUGAACAUGAUCUAUUGCUAUGAUUGUUAUGGAACCAGCUAGCAUUUCUUUCUCUGUGUUUUGAUGAUUCAGAUGCCAGACUCUGGAGCUCUUCGGCAACAAUUUCCAAAAGAAGCCACUGAUUUUGAGUGUCUCAGUUUCUGAGUGUCCAGUUUACGAUCAUCUGGGGGCCUGGUUUUCAUAGGUGCUGAGCACUGGCAGCUCCCCAUUAACUUCUGUUGCAGGUGUGGGUGUGCAGCAUCUCUGAAAAUGAGAUCCAGAGAAUCCCAAGUUGGGUGCUUAAAUAUAAGACACCAAAACCUAAAGGCCACUUUUGGAAAAUGCGCCUUAAUCCCUCUGUGCCACAUUUGCCCAUUUGUGAAAUUGAAUAGCAAUAUCUAUUUACCUCAUAGGACGCUGAGUGGGCUGGGUUAGACAAUAUGUGUACAGCAAUUUGAAAGUCUAAAAUGCUUAUAGAUAAGUGCUAAGUCUAAAUUCACCCAUCUGGAAUUGCAAG
Chelonia mydas (Green sea turtle) is the source of this 1719-nucleotide messenger RNA. Its product is annotated as cyclic GMP-AMP synthase. Gene Ontology annotation, biological process: positive regulation of defense response to virus by host; activation of innate immune response; negative regulation of double-strand break repair via homologous recombination. Gene Ontology annotation, cellular component: site of double-strand break; nucleus; cytosol. The transcript has 6 exons. Lineage: Eukaryota; Metazoa; Chordata; Testudines; Cheloniidae. The record is from RefSeq and is a predicted model, not a curated record. The coding region runs from base 1 to 1200 and encodes 399 amino acids. Gene Ontology annotation, molecular function: double-stranded DNA binding; 2',3'-cyclic GMP-AMP synthase activity; chromatin binding.